Molecule: messenger RNA, 696 nt
Organism: Acaulospora colombiana
Lineage: Eukaryota; Fungi; Glomeromycota; Glomeromycetes; Diversisporales; Acaulosporaceae
Source: the annotation of a GenBank genome assembly
AUGGAAGAAAUAAAACAGAAGAUUCAGGAGAUUACAGACGAAAAUGUUGCUGAGGGUUCCAAGGCAUCUGAGAAAGAAGUUGACCCACCAAAAAAUGAACAAGAGCUAGUGGUCGUUCAGGAAGACAGUGAGAAAAAGAAUACCACCGUCGAAUCCGACGACGAUUCGGACGAUGUUCCAGGGCUGGAAGGAGAUAGGGACUUCCCACCUGAAAUUGCGGCGGCAGAUCUCGCCAAAAUGUCGAGUCAGAGUCGUGGAGAAAAAAAGGCUCGUAAAGCAAUGCAAAAACUGGGGUUGAAGCCUGUGCCUGGUAUUAACCGUGUCACAAUUCGAAGGCCAAAGAAUAUCCUAUUGGUUGUUUCUAACCCCGAUGUCUAUAAAUCGGCAAACUCUGACUGUUAUAUUGUAUUUGGAGAGGCUAAAAUCGAGGAUCUGAAUAGUCAAGCCCAAGCAAACGCUCAGCAACAACAAUACCCAACGGAAGCUGCAGUCGCACAGGAAGCGAUUAAUAAGGUGGAAGAAGAAGCGGUCGAGGAGGACGAAGAAGAUUUGAACAUUGAUGAAUCUAACGUCGAAUUGAAAGACAUCGAAUUAGUCAUGCAACAAGCCAACGUUUCCCGCGCAAAGGCCGUAAAGGCUCUCAAGAGUAAUAAGAACGAUAUCGUUAAUGCUAUCAUGGCCCUGACUAUGCCAUGA